AUGGGGAAAGACAGUUCCGAUUGUGAUUCCCAUCACAAACGUCUUGGUCUUUUAAAAGAUCAAGUUCACUUGGUUAAAAGGAAAGACUGUGAUCGCCAUGAGAUUGCUCCAAUCCAAGACCAACUAUCAUUUGAGAAGGGUUUUUUCAUAGUAAUUCGUGCAUGCCAAUUGUUAGCCCAAAAGAAUGAUGGAAUAGUAUUGGUGGGGGUGGCAGGUCCUUCUGGGGCGGGCAAGACUGUAUUUACCGAAAAGAUACUCAACUUCAUGCCCAGUAUUGCCGUCAUUUCAAUGGAUAAUUACAACGAUUCUAGUCGAAUUGUUGAUGGAAACUUUGAUGAUCCACGCUUAACAGACUACGACACAUUACUCCAGAAUUUAAAUGAUUUAAAGGAAGGAAAGCCUGUUCAAGUUCCCAUAUAUGAUUUCAAGUCCAGUUCACGAACAGGAUACAGGACUGUAGAAGCCCCGACUUCUCAAAUUGUGAUUAUAGAGGGCAUCUAUGCCUUGAGCGAAAAGUUGCGACCUCUACUUGACCUUCGAGUCUCUGUUACAGGAGGAGUUCACCUUGACCUUGUGAAGCGAGUUAUUCGUGAUAUUCAACGUGCUGGUCAAGAACCAGAAGAAAUCAUUCAUCAAAUAUCUGAGACGGUGUAUCCAAUGUACAAGGCCUUUAUUGAGCCAGAUCUCCAGACAGCACAUAUAAAAAUCAUCAACAAAUUCAAUCCAUUUACUGGAUUCCAGAGCCCGACUUACAUAUUAAAGUCAGCAAAAAAUUUAGAAGUGGAUCAAAUUAAAGCUGUUCUCUCUGAGGAUUUUAUGGAAACAACCGAGCAAACUUAUGACAUAUAUCUUCUUCCCCCCGGUGAAGAUCCAGAAACUUGCCAAUCAUAUUUGCGGAUGCGAAAUAAGGAUGGGAAAUACAGUCUCAUGUUUGAGGAAUGGGUGACAGAUAAUCCAUUUGUUAUAUCACCAAGAAUUACUUUUGAGGUCAGUGUGCGCCUUCUAGGUGGACUAAUGGCCUUGGGAUACACAAUAGCUACUAUCCUUAAGAGAAACAGUCAUGUUUUUUCUGAUGAUAGGGUUUGUGUGAAACUCGAUUGGCUUGAGCAACUUAAUAGACAUUAUGUUCAGGUACAAGGAAGAGAUCGCUUAGUUUUAAAAUACAUAGGACAGCAGCUGGGUCUAGAUGGUUCCUACAUUCCUCGGACCUACAUUGAGCAAAUUCAAAUUGAAAAGCUUGUGGAUGAGGUUAUGGCCCUACCAGAUGAUUUGAAGACAAAGCUCAGCCUAGAUGAGGAUUUGGUGUCAAGCCCCAAGGAAGCACUUUCUAGAGCCUCUGCUGAUAGAGUUGCCAUGAGAAAUAAACAUCUGAGGAGCGGAAUGUCACAGUCAUAUACCAAUCAAAGAGACAGAAACCUAGCCAAGGUUACUGGAUAUGAUGCCAACAACAGAAGGUUUGGUGAAAGAAAUUCAGAGUCCAGUGCAAUGUCAGUUAAUCAGGGAGCCAUCAAUCAGCUUUCAGACCAAAUUUCUGCCCUCAAUGAUAGAAUGGAUGAGUUUACAAAUCGUAUCGAAGAGCUGAACUCCAAGUUAAACACCAGUAGAAAUUCUCCAAGCCAACAAAAUCUGUCACUUCAAGCUGAGACAUGCAAUGGAUCUGCUCCCACCUCUUACUUCAUAACUAGUUUGGGCAAUGGUUCUCUAACUGGAUCUAAAAUGGCAAAUUCCUCUUCGUCGUCACAGUUAACUAAGGAUUUUCCUUUCAUGGAUGAGAAAGCCAUAUUCUUCCUCAAAUCCACUGUUCUCCCCCCUUCUUCUGCUGAUUUCUCACCUUCAGUAUCAGAAUUUUCCCCCUUGGCAGAUGAUGGCAUCGAGGUUGUUGGAAAAUAUUGUCAAAAGUUUGCUGGGAAAGUCUGUCAGCUGAAGAUGGAAGAUGUUUAUUUGCUUGCAAUGGGUUUGAUUCUUGAUGGGAAUAUCAUUGGCUUUAUCAAAUUUGGUGUUGACAGGAGGAAAGUACAUGUGACGGCAAUUUCAAUGUUAUGGUGGUUGUCAGAGGAGGAUGGUUCAGAUCAUGUAGGCGCCUGGAGAAAAAGUGUUGGUGGUGGUCAAAGGAAGCACACAGCAGCUCAGCGUCAGAUCAUGCAUCAAUUGGACAAUCUCAAUAAUCUUCUCAGGGGGAGCUCAGGGGAGAAGUCUCACCAAACAAGAAGCAGCCGGAGAAGCAUAGAUGAUACUGCAUCAGAUUCCAUGGGAACUCGUGUUAUGGCAGUGGUGGCAGAUGGCUUCUUCUUCGAAAGUUUGAUUAGCAUUGCUCGUGAACGCAGGUUGCAGUUGGCACAGAGGAUCAAUCUCACCAUGGAUUUCAAUUGCACCGCCAAGGAUCAAAAGAAAGGCGUAGAUCAAUCCAUCUUACUAUGCUGCAAGUUCUUCGUCUCAGAAGCCCGUAACGUGGCCACUCUGGACGCAAUAGAACGCGCUGCGAGGUCAAACCCGGAGACCGUGAUUGUGAACAAGUUUCACGAUCGAGCGUACAACAGAACGAGAUACACUCUUGUGUCGUAUGUUCUGCACGACUGCACCGGAAGUGCCGUUUACAGCCCCUUGCACCAAACCGCCAUAGCCAUGGCUGAGGCUGCCUUCAACACCAUCAACCUCGAAUCCCACGACGGCGCUCACCCUCGCUUGGGCGUUGUUGAUGACAUCGUUUUCCACCCUCUCGCACGUGCGUCAAUCGGUGAGGCAGCGUGGCUCGCCAAAGCUGUUUCGGCAGACAUUGGCAACCGUUUCAGUGUGCCAGUGUUUCUGUACGCCGCGGCCCACCCAACGGGGAAAGCGCUGGACACCAUAAGGCGAGAACUCGGGUACUACCGACCUAAUUUCCAGGGCAGCCAAUGGGCCGGGUGGGCCAUGCCGGACACCCUCUCGCAGAGACCAGACGAGGGGCCCAACGUGGUUUCACGGGCCAAAGGUAUCUCAAUGAUCGGGGCACGCCCUUGGGUGGCACUCUACAAUGUGCCGAUCCAGUGCACUGACGUGUCAGCCGCAAGAAGAAUCGCACGGAAGGUGAGUGCUCGCGGUGGUGGGCUUCCCACAGUGCAAACGCUUGCCCUUGUCCAUGGCGAGGACUAUUCUGAGAUAGCCUGCAUGCUGCUGGAGCCCAACCAGAUUGGAGCAGACAGGGUGCAGCACACGGUGGAGACGCUGGCAGCACUAGAAGGAAUUGACGUGGAACAGGGUUACUUCACCGACUCUUCUCCCGAAAUGAUUGUGGAGGAAUACAUGAAACUGAUUACUGCUAACAGAUCGUGA
Molecule: messenger RNA, 3309 nt
Organism: Sphenostylis stenocarpa
Lineage: Eukaryota; Viridiplantae; Streptophyta; Magnoliopsida; Fabales; Fabaceae
Source: the annotation of a GenBank genome assembly